AUGGCGCCGACGAGACCACACAACAAGAAGGCCCGCAGCCGGCAAAAAAACCGAAGCGGCGCCGACAGCGCUAACAACGCACGGCGGACCAAGCAGCUGCUGGCGGAGGCGACGGCGCUCCUGGAGCAGGGAGACGUGACGUCGGCACUGCGGACGGCCAAGGAUGCGGUCGAGGCAGCACCGGAGCGCCUCGAGGCCGAGGCCCGCACGCUCCUAGGCGAGGUCUUGCUCGAGGUUGGCGACGGCGAGGCGGCCAGGACGCAGCUCCUCCAGGCCGCCGAGGUGGACGUCGAAGAGGACGCGGGAGGGGUCAACCUGGGCGCCAGGGCCGAAAAAUACCUCUGGCUCGCGCAGCUGAGCGAGGAUGGCGGCGCGGACUCGGUCAGGUGGCUGGAGCGCGGGGCCGGGGUGCUGCGGGCCGCGCUGGCGAGGGUAGAGGAGCGGGCAGUAGCGGCGGGCCUGACGGACAGGCAAAAGACACUGGUCGACGAGGCAAGGAGGGACCUUAACAGGCGGCUGAGCAGCGCGCUCUGCGCCGUGGCAGAGGUUUACAUGACGGACCUGAGCUGGGAGACUGACGCGGAGCAGCGGUGCGAGGCGCUCAUCACCGAGGCCACCAUGCUGGCUCCCGACCUGGCCGACGCGUGGCAGACGGUUGCAAAUGUCAGGAUAUCGCAGGGCAAGCCGGACGAGGCGCGUACGGCGCUCACGCGAAGCAUGGACCCCUGGUGGUCGGGCGAGGAUGACGCUGCCGUCCCGCCGUUCCCAACCAGGGUCAGCUUGGUGAGGCUGCUGCUCGAGGUCGAGUGGGAGGAUAGGGCUAUCGAGGUCACGGAGCGGCUAAUCAAGGAGGAUGAUUCGAGCGUUGAGGUGCUGUACCUUGGUGGCUUUGGGCAGUUCCUUAUCGGGGAGAAGCUCAAGGCCGCUGCCAAGGAUGGUGUCGAGGACGACUGGAAGACCAUCUGGGCGUCGGCUAGGCGGUGGCUGAAGCAGUGCUUGACGCUGUUUGCGGCGCAAGAAUACGAGGAUGACCGGCUAGGCCAGCAUGCGCAGGAGCUUCUGGGCACGCUCAACAAGGAGCUGGGAGAGGCGGCGGAUGAUGAUGACGACGACGAAGAUGAUGGCUGGGAAGAUGAUGAAGACGACGAGGAGGGAGAUGGAGAUAAGGUCAUGGGUUGA
Molecule: messenger RNA, 1179 nt
Organism: Pyricularia oryzae 70-15
Lineage: Eukaryota; Fungi; Ascomycota; Sordariomycetes; Magnaporthales; Pyriculariaceae
Product: TPR domain-containing protein
Exons: 2
Coding region: 1-1179 (392 amino acids)
Molecular function (GO): protein binding
Source: RefSeq, a predicted model, not a curated record